Molecule: messenger RNA, 1663 nt
Organism: Theobroma umbraticum
Lineage: Eukaryota; Viridiplantae; Streptophyta; Magnoliopsida; Malvales; Malvaceae
Source: RefSeq, a predicted model, not a curated record
AAUGGACCAAAACAAAACUCUAAUGGGUCAAAUAAUGAUUCGAGGCCAUUUCAAGACCAUUAAACUACUCUCAAGUCAUUAUGAUGGCUGCAAAAACCUCUGGGAUAAACUCCCCUGGUACGCAUCGAUGAUGUUUGUGAUGCACGUAUCUUCUGCAUAAAAACCAUCCAUGAAAGGCAGAUUUCUUUGUGUAAUAGCUAAUCCAACCAUCAGAGAAAUUGCAAUGCAUUUUAGAGAAAAUUAUCGCAAUACCAGAUACCUGAAAAGUAAGAAAGAGGAGUCGGGUGGGACUCCACCCAGCAAAAUGGAGAAGAAAGCUAAUAUCAAGGUCUGCGUCACCGGAGGUGCUGGAUAUAUCGCGUCUUGGCUUGUUAAGAAGCUCCUAGAGAAAGGCUAUAUUGUCCAUUCCACUCUCAGAAACUUGGAGGAUAAAUCAAAAGUAGACAUUCUUAAGUCCCUCCCUGGUGCAGACACCAAUCUAAUGUUAUUUCAAGCUGAUUUAUACAAUCCCAAUCAGUUUGAAAGAGCCAUUCAGGGGUGUGAAUAUGUCUUUCAUGUAGCUACUCCAUUGCUUCAUGACAGUACUCAAAGCUCAAUGUUCAAGGAUACAACUGAAGCAGCUGUUUCCGGAGUGAGAAGCAUUGCUGACGCUUGCAUCCGAUCCCAAACAGUUAAGCGACUCAUCUACACAGCUUCUGUGAUGGCAUCCUCACCGCUAACCGAAGAUAGACUUAAGUUCAAACCUUGCGUGGAUGAAUCGUGUUGGACACCAAUUGAUAUGUUAUUGACUUACUGCAAUGAAGUUACACUGGCAUAUACUAGAUCAAAAAUGUUAGCAGAGAAAGAGGCGUUGAGCUAUAACGAAAAAAAUAACGUCAAUUUAGAAGUCGUAACACUUCCCUGUGGCCUGGUGGGAGGAGAGACUCUUCUUUCCUACGUGCCUUUAAGUGUGGAAAUAAUUACUCUUACACACCUUAGAGGAAAAAUUUUCUCUGUCGAAGGAUUAAGACUUAUGCAAGAGAUUCUUGGAUCAGUUCCCCUGGUACACAUUGAUGAUGUUUGUGAUGCGCACAUCUUCUGCAUGGAGACCCCAUCCAUGAGAGGCAGGUUCCUUUGUGCAGCAGCUAAUCCAACCAUUGCAGAAAUUGCAACUUAUUUUCGAGAAAAUUAUCCGGAAUGCAAGAUUGGUGAAGAGUUCAUGGGAGAAGAAAAGCGAGGAAUUGGAUUCGACUCUAGCAAGCUGAUCAAAAUGGGUUUUCAUUACAAAUGUGAUAUGAAGAAAAUAUUAGAUGAUAGCCUGAAAUGUAGAAGGCGACUGGCGGAGAAAGAGGCAUUGAGCUAUAACGAUAAUCCUGAUGGCAAGUUAGAAGUUGUCACUCUUGUCUGUGGCCUAGAGGGAGGAGAGACGCUACGGUCAUACGUGCCUCUAAGCAUAGAAGUAAUGUGUUCGCAACUUAUUGGCAAAUUGCCCGCUUUCAAGGCAUUCGAAUUUAUUGAAGAACUUCUGGGAUCAAUUCCCAGGUUCAUGGGGGAAGAGAAGAAAGUCAUUGCUUGUGACUCCAGCAAAUUGGAGAAGAUGGGCUUUGAGUACAAAUACGACAUGAAGAAAAUAUUUGAUAGUGUAAAAUGUGGAAUACAACUAGGAGCUGUCUUCCUCAAUUAG